Messenger RNA from Morchella sextelata, 849 nucleotides. RefSeq lists its product as uncharacterized. The record is from RefSeq and is a predicted model, not a curated record. Lineage: Eukaryota; Fungi; Ascomycota; Pezizomycetes; Pezizales; Morchellaceae. The transcript is spliced from 4 exons. Bases 1 to 849 code for a protein of 282 amino acids. Gene Ontology annotation, cellular component: catalytic step 2 spliceosome; striated muscle dense body; nucleolus. Gene Ontology annotation, molecular function: actin filament binding.
AUGGUCAAAGCCUUCCGCUUCAAAGGCGACAAAAAGGUCAAAAAGCGCAAGCGCACCACCACCGACGACGACGCCGCCGAAGACGCCUCGGGGCCCUCCGCCAAGAAACCCGCCCCGGCCCGCGAAGGCAACGACACCACCGCCAAAGACGACGACGACGACGACGAGGAAGGCUGGGUUGACGCCGACUGCCUAGAGGACAUCAGCGGGCCACUAAUGUUCACCAUCACCGCGCCCACCCCCCUAGCCCUCAGCAGCGACCCCACCACCGGCCAAACCUUCACCUCGCCGCUCUCCGCCGCCUCCUCCUCCUCCUCCACCACACUAUCCACCGCGGAGCCCACGGGCGUGCACCAGGUCUGGGUCGCCACCAAGAUCCACGGCACCGCGAAGCACGCGUUCAAGUCCGCGCACGGAAAGUACCUCUCGUGCGACGCGGUCGGCGUGGUGAGCGCCACGCGCGAGGCCAUCGGCGCCGAGGAGGAGUUCGAGGUGUUGCUGCUGGCCGGCGGGCGCUGGGCGCUGGGCACGGUGCGCGGCGGCUUUGUCGGCGUGCAGGAGACGGGCGGCGGGAAGGCGGUUGUGCGGGGCGAUGGCGGGACGGUGGGCUUUGGCGAGGAGUGGGUGGUGAGGGUGCAGAGGAGGAAUAAGAAGAGGGGGAGGAGGAGCGGCGACCAGGGGAGGGUUAAGGAUCGGGUGUCGAGGAAGGAGCUGGAGGAGAUGGCGGGAAUCAAGCUUGACGACGACCAGGUCAAGGUGCUGAGGAAGGCGCGGAAAGAGGGCGGCUUCCACGAAGCCCUACUAGACAUCAGGGUCAAGCAUGGAAAGCACGAUAAAUUUGCAUACUAA